Messenger RNA from Paralichthys olivaceus (Japanese flounder), 2638 nucleotides. The record is from RefSeq and is a predicted model, not a curated record. Lineage: Eukaryota; Metazoa; Chordata; Actinopteri; Pleuronectiformes; Paralichthyidae.
UUAUGGAUAAUCCCCAGCCUGCUGGGCAGCUCACUGUUGCACCUCCAUUCAGAGGACCAAUGGGAGCGGUUGUCGGCCUGGGUGUACGGGGCGGGGCUCAGCUCGCUCUUCAUCAUCUCCACCCUGUUCCACACUGUGGCCUGGAAGAAAAGCCACUUACGGUCUGUGGAGCACUGUUUCCACAUGUGUGACAGGAUGGUGAUCUACUUCUUCAUCGCUGCCUCCUACGCCCCAUGGCUGAACCUGCGGGAACUGGGUCCUUGGGCGUGCCACAUGCGCUGGUUGGUGUGGGUCAUGGCCUCUUUUGGUACCACCUACGUCUUCUUCUUCCAUGAGAGGUACAAGAUCAUGGAGUUGUUCUGCUACACGGUGAUGGGUGUUUUUCCAGCCCUGGUCAUCCUCUCGAUGCCGGAGCAGUCGGGCCUGUGCGAGCUUCUGCUGGGCGGAGCCUGCUACUGUCUGGGGAUGGUCUUCUUCAAAAGCGACGGCAUUGUCCCGUUCGCUCAUGCCAUCUGGCACCUGUUUGUAGCUAUGGGAGCAGCCAUACACUACUACGCCAUCUGGAGGUACCUCUAUGCCCAGCCGCCCAAUCAGGUUCAGACCUCCAGAUGACAUCAGCAGUGACCUCACAGGGGGCAGCUCCUGUGUUUGUGCGACAACACUGAGAUGAUGGGAGCUGUGUUCAGAUUCAGGGGUUGCCUCACUUGGAGGAUAGAUGGGCGACCAUGUGCCUCCUCCCCCAAAAUAAUACAGUCUAACCUCACACAGACCAAAACUGAUGCUGCGUUCAAGCGUUCCUCGUCAACCCGUAGAGUCAGAUAUGUCCGUGUUUGUCACUGAGAAGUCACACAAACCAGUGAAAAACAGUGUUAAUGACUCUGCUUUAAGACACGGUGAGCAGCUGGGAAACAGUGCACCAGGUUAGUGAUACAGGAAAUCUAUCCACAUCGCUUUCAUUUACAGGGAACGCUGCGUUUACCAUCAUGUACCGACUGUUAGCGAGGAUGAAUAGCGUAGUUUACGCCCGGCAUCCAUUAUGUCAGUAAAGCAAGAAAUAUUAUGUGAAAUUCAGUGUUUUAAUAAUGCAAAUCCCUAAAAACCCUGUUAAAAUGCGCUACAGCCUUAUCUUUCAGUGAUGAUGUUAUUUUAAGCUUGUUUUUAGGAGAAUCUGAGCCGCCAGUCAACAUUAAAGUGUGUUCUUAAUGAUUUCUAAAAGCCCUGACAAGCUUUCGCAGCUUUUCCCUGAGAGGCCACAUAUAACCCGACAACUUCCACCAAUCAGAGAGUCAGGCCGUACUUAAUUUAGCCUGUUGAGACGAUUCUUAGGGCAAAACAAUGUUCAGCCUAAACGUCCUUUUACUUGGAAAAGAUUUUUGCUCUUAGAAUAUCAAUCCAGCUUUUGUGGAGUGUUUAGAAAGAUUCAGUGGAUAAAUCAUCCGCAGUGGAAAUUAAGACCUUGCAUUGAUUACCUUCUGGACCCGUUUAGUGACUGAUGACCGCCUGAAGCCAAGUACCUCAUAAGUGUGAUGUGACAUUUCCUGACUUUAUGAGGUGAAGAGGAAAUUUGAACGCACCAUUAAGCCAUUGACCGGCAUGCGAUAGAUUGUAGGACACUGAGAGUCGUGGACACCAGUGUUGUGGACGGCUGCGUUUGGAGGAGGAGCCUUUCCUCUGAAACUGCCCCGUCAGCCCGCGGAGACGAGUCUGUUCUUCCAGGGAGGCAGCCUGUAAACUGGGACACAGCUCAAUUCAUUUCAAUUUUCAAUUUACAGCAUUUUUUUUUUUUUUGCAGGAAUUCAGUUUCAUUCCAAUUAUCAGGGGUUCAAUUGCUAAUCUUGAAGAUUUUCUCUCUUUGUGGUGCGUGUCCACAUUCGGUGCUCGGAAGCUGAAUCGGGGGACAUCGUCUUAUUGACAAGAGGAAGACAGUGUUUACAAUGAACUGACUCGACUAUCGUAAUUAUUUAGAGUAUUAUCAUCGUCACAAGCAGAAGGUUUUAUUUGGUGUUUAUAUUUAAGAGGUCGCAACAUCAGUAAUUUACUAUUUCAAUUCAGAGCUCUAGAUUGUAUUAUUCCUGUUAUUGUUAUUAGUUGUGCAAUCUACACUCUAGUACACGAUAUGGUUUUUACAGCAGUUGCUUCAGUCGGUGAUUUACUGUGAUUUCCAGAUCAAGCAUGACCGUAGAAUGCUUUUUAUUUUACGUUGACUGAUAUUCAUGGUUUUAGUCUCGAGGACUUAACACGUGUGCUUCCACCUUUACCGAGCUCUGUUUAGUAGAUUUUCUAGAAUAUUUACUGAAUUCUAAUAGUUUACUGUUGUUGAUUAGGUUUAGUGAGUGAAGAUGUCAUCAGUACGAAUUAUACAGUAUAUAUUUAUCAAUGAGGUAGAGUAUAUGUUGACUCCAUCUAUAUUUUAUUCUGAUGUACUUAGCGGAAUAUCUUCUGUCGUCUCCAUCUUAAAUGACCCGUCUUGUCAAAGCUACGUGGGUUAAACCACCCGUCUGACUCAGCACUGCCAGAAGACUCACCCACUGCCGCAACUGAUAGCACACGACUUCCAUAUACGUCUCACACUUGAAAGGAAACUGAAGCUAUAGUAUUGUUGAACAAUCUGGCCCAAUAGGCAUCUCAGGUGUGUGUG